Messenger RNA from Diaporthe citri, 1335 nucleotides. RefSeq lists its product as uncharacterized. Lineage: Eukaryota; Fungi; Ascomycota; Sordariomycetes; Diaporthales; Diaporthaceae. Bases 1 to 1335 code for a protein of 444 amino acids. The record is from RefSeq and is a predicted model, not a curated record. The transcript is spliced from 2 exons.
AUGGCACCUACUUCGCGCUCUUUCAAAGGUAUGAUGUUGUGGUCUGCUGCUACGCUAUCCAGAUCCGCUGCCGCUUUCUCACAAAUCUUUCCACUUGACGAGACCUGGCCAAAUCAUCAGCAAUGCGUCGACCUGUACGGACGAGAUGCUCUUGAUCCGCGGUCGGAGUCAUCUAUCACGGUCGUUAUGGAGCCCCAAAACCGAGCCGGCAUUGUGAGUGUGGUGAUAUUCGAGCUGGGCGAUGAGCAUCUCGGCGGCAUAGUGCGGCCGGGCACACAUGAGAAAGAGGUUUUGUGCAGUGCAGAGACAGCUCAGGAGGGUCUGUGCAACGAGUCCCAGCUGGGCGAGUUCCUGAUCUCUGACGCCGCCAGAGCGGCUGCUAAAUAUCCAAUGAUGACCCGCGCUAUUGACGUCUCUAAGCCGAUUCCUCUUAUCUACCCAGUCAGAACGCCGGGGUUCUAUUGCGCUGCGACCUUCAGCUUUUCGGUCGACAAAUUCACCGGGACGAUGAGGACCUCGGAGCCAGCCAGCAACGGGCCUGCUUUCAAGAGAAAGUUAGUCGAUGUCUAUUGCUACUUGACUCCUCUAAUUCUGCUUAUAUCAACUAUUUGGGCUUGUUUCGAGGCCUGGAAUGGCUCGCUGGGACAGUCGAAACUUGCUAUCUCGCUGGUAACUCUCUCCGCCUUGGAGACAAUGGCACGAUGGGCUCAGCUGGGAGAGGGCGACAAAACUGUGGCAGAUCUCCUCAAUGCAUCCUGGGCCCUGAUGCAAGUGGUUCUCGUCGCCAUGACCAUCGUAACCACCUCGACGCUUGCACGGAAGCAUGGCGUCUGGCUGUCACCAUUGGUGGCGACAGUCACGACGCUGAUAAUGGCGUCUUUGUGGGCCUUGUGGAUCUGGGCCGAAAUCACUGCAUCAAGCACGGAUUUUCGUCCUGUCUAUUUGGACUUAUUGAUAUCCUGCUUCUUGGGCUUCUUCUUCUUUGGUUGUGGCAUCGCAUACUGCAGGAGAAGGAAAGAGUUAAAGCGGGGAUUGCGUGCCGAGGUGGCCGUCGGACUGUGCAUAUUGAUUCCUGGAAUUCUCUUUGUCGCUAUUGGCGCAGCCAAUUGUGGGAUUCUGACUCGGAAGAUGGACCCAGUCGACUUCGGGAAGCGAUAUUGGAACUACAGGUUAUGGCUUGUUGACGGGCCGUUCGAGACGACACUCCCGGUAUGGGCUGUAUUUAAUGCCCUGAUGUUGAGCGUUGAAGCUUCAAGGGGCAAAUGCUCACAUGAACACGAUCCUUGGGCUGGAGAAAUGCAGGAGCUUAAGGAAGAAGGGGCAAUAGAAGCAUAG